Messenger RNA from Zonotrichia leucophrys gambelii, 588 nucleotides. Its product is annotated as lipid transferase CIDEB-like. NCBI's taxonomy places the organism in Eukaryota, Metazoa, Chordata, Aves, Passeriformes, Passerellidae. The transcript is spliced from 5 exons. The coding region runs from base 1 to 588 and encodes 195 amino acids. The record is from RefSeq and is a predicted model, not a curated record. Gene Ontology annotation, biological process: apoptotic process; regulation of apoptotic process.
AUGGAGGCGCUGCGCUCCGUUUCCCGCCUCCUCUUUGGCCCCGCCCACCCAGGCCCCGCCCCCGCCAAGCCCCGCCCCUUCUGGGUUAGCCCCGCCCCCGGGGGGGAGGGGCGGCCCCGGGGGGUCCUGGCCGCGACCCUCGGGGAGCUGCGCGAGCAGGCGGGUUCGGUUUUGGGGCUGCCCCGGCCCCCGGUUCUGGCCCUGCUCGAGGACGGGACCCUCAUUGAGGACGAGGAAUUUUUCGGGACCCUCCCCCCCCACACGGCCCUGCAGGCGCUGGGGGAGGGGCAGCGCUGGGAGCCCCCCGAGCCCCGCCCCGCUUUGGCCCCGCCCCCGGCCCCGCCCCCGGCCCCGCCCCCGGAGCUCUUCCGGCUCUCGCUGCUCGGCCCCGCCCGCGGCUCGCGGGGGCGGCUCCAACUGCGCCUGCGCGAGCAGCAAUGGGAGCUGGGCGGGAUCGGCGCCAACGCCGCCGUCAGGGAGCUGCUGCGCCUCCUGGCCGCGCUGUCCCGCGCCCUGGGCCGGGCCCUGCUCGCGCUCUCGGCCGCGCUCCGGCCCCUCCUCGAGAGACCCCAUGGCCGGGGGCUCUGA